UAGUUUUACAUAGUUUUCUAAUUGUUGACGCCUCUGUGACUGUUUAUGUUAAAAUUUAUAUUUCCAUAACUGGUGCAGUGAUGCUACACGCCUACACAUUUAGUAUUUUAGUAUGAAUAUCACUAAUGAGCAUGAGAUUAACAAAAGAAAGAAUACUAUUCUUUCUUUUUUUGUAAAAAAAUCAAAAGCUGACGAAGUAAACGAAGAUGAGGUAAGAUCAGUGUUACAUUUAAAAAUUAACUUUUAGUAAUAUUAUUUAUAUAAGUUAUAAUUAUAUCAAUUUGUUCUAUUUAAUUGAAUCCACUGAGUUAACUUCAAUUGAGGAUAGUGAUGGUCGUGGUCUCCCAUCUCAAGUUCCAAUUCAUAUUGAAGAACCCUUGAACAUACAGCAAUAUCACAAAAAUGAUGUAGGUUUAUUCAUACAAAGAAAUUCAAUUUACUACAGAUGCAAAUUUACUACUUAAAGCUAUGGAUUCUGAGUUUAUAGUGUCAGUCUAUGUUGUUAAGCUGUUGUUUUCAUUUGGUCUUCCUUUAUGUAAGCAAUUACAAAAAGAAAGGAUUGAUUUAAAGGAAGCAGUUGACCUGACAAAAGACAUUGUUUCAGAAUUGAAAUCUAUGAGAAGCGAAUAUGAUAACGAGUUCAACAAAAUAUUCCUACAAGCAAAGGCAAUGGCUGUUAAAAUGGAUAUUGAGUUGACAGUCAAACGGUUAAAUAAAAGACAAACAAAUCGAGCAAAUCCAUUGUCUGAUCAAAAAAUGGAUGCGGAAACUUACUACAAAAUAACUGUUUUUAUACCAUAUGUUGAUUAUUUCAUAACUGAAUUGGAAAAUAGAUUUUUGGCACACUCAGACAUUUUCAAAGGGUUUGAGAGUUUAUUUUCUUCCAAUGUAAUUUUGACUGAAGUUGAAGAAACUUCAUUUAAGAAAUUGGUUGAAUUUUACCAACCAGAUGUGGAAAACUUAGAUAUUUUACUGGUUGAGCUAAAGUUGUGGAGGCACAAACUAAGCAGAUCAUCUUAUACUGUAUCAAAAUCAGCUCUUCAAGCGCUUAUUGAAUGUGAUGCUAAUCUAUUUCCUAAUAUAUUUAUAUUAAUCAAAAUUUUAUGUACAUUGUCUGUAUCCACUACAACACCUGAGCGGAUGUUUUCAUCCCUAAAAAGAAUAAAAACAUAUUUAAGAAAUACCAUGUCUGAAGAUCGAUUGAAUGGAUUAACUAUGUUGGCUGUCCACAAAAACGUACACAUUGACACAGAGGAGAUAAUAAACGAGUUAGCCAAAAAACCUAGGAUAUUGGAUUUUAUUUUAUAA
Messenger RNA from Metopolophium dirhodum (rose-grain aphid), 1308 nucleotides. Its product is annotated as 52 kDa repressor of the inhibitor of the protein kinase-like. Gene Ontology annotation, molecular function: protein dimerization activity. NCBI's taxonomy places the organism in Eukaryota, Metazoa, Arthropoda, Insecta, Hemiptera, Aphididae. Bases 469 to 1308 code for a protein of 279 amino acids. The record is from RefSeq and is a predicted model, not a curated record. The transcript is spliced from 6 exons.